Drosophila subobscura is the source of this 690-nucleotide messenger RNA. RefSeq lists its product as uncharacterized. Gene Ontology annotation, molecular function: odorant binding. Lineage: Eukaryota; Metazoa; Arthropoda; Insecta; Diptera; Drosophilidae. Bases 1 to 690 code for a protein of 229 amino acids. The transcript is spliced from 3 exons. The record is from RefSeq and is a predicted model, not a curated record.
AUGGCUAACCCAAUGAGUUGUUCCUGGCUGGCGCUGCUCCUGCUGGCCAUGGUGGCGGUGCAGGCACAGGACUCUGAGGAGUCCACCAGCAUAGAGAUAGCCAGUUCCAGUUCCAGCUCCAGUUCCAGCGAGGAUUUGACUGAGGAAAAGUGCGGCAAGGAGCGCAAAGGCUGCUGCUCGGAGCUGUACAUUGGGGAGGAGGCGGAUCUGGUCAAGUGCUUCACCAUACACUCCUCGAAGCUGCCACCCGACGGCGACAGCGAUGUGGGCAAAACGCUGAGAUUUCUAUCGUGCUUUGUGGAGUGCCUCUACAAGCAGAAGAAGUACAUCGGCAAGAGCGACACAAUCAACAUGAAGAUGGUCAAGCUGGAUGCGGAGACAGCCUACGCGGAUCGACCCAAGGAGCGGGACUACCACAUCGCCAUGCUGGAUCACUGCCGCAAGGAUGCGAUGGGAAUUUACAAUCUACUGAAGGCCAGUCCGGGGGCCAAGGCGCUGCUGAAGAACGCCUGUCGCCCGUAUCUGCUGAUGGUGUUCCUCUGCCAGAGCGACUAUCACCAGAAGCACGAGUGUCCCUACUUCCGCUGGGAGGGCAGCGACAAGGCAGGCACCAAGGACAGCUGCGCAGAGGCCAAGGACAAGUGCUACCACAUCGAGGGCAUAGCCAGUCCCACAAACAGUUCGCUCUGA